Messenger RNA from Oryctolagus cuniculus (rabbit), 1529 nucleotides. RefSeq names its product ELOVL fatty acid elongase 1 (gene ELOVL1). The record is from RefSeq and is a predicted model, not a curated record. Gene Ontology annotation, biological process: fatty acid elongation, monounsaturated fatty acid; fatty acid elongation, saturated fatty acid; fatty acid elongation, polyunsaturated fatty acid. Gene Ontology annotation, cellular component: endoplasmic reticulum membrane; endoplasmic reticulum. Lineage: Eukaryota; Metazoa; Chordata; Mammalia; Lagomorpha; Leporidae. Gene Ontology annotation, molecular function: fatty acid elongase activity.
CAGACAGGUGGAGCGGCCGGGGCAGGAGUCUCAAAGAGGAGAGCUCUAGGAGAGAAAGGGCAGCGACCAACCGAGAGAGCGCCAGAGAGCGCCGGAGAGGAGAGGCUGGAGGUGAGCGCUCGCUCGCUCGCUCGCUCGGGAAGGCAGAGGACAGAGCCUGGGGAGAGUUCUUCGCCAGGAUGGAGGCUGUUGUGAACUUGUACCAUGAGAUGAUGAAGCAUGCAGAUCCCCGGAUGCAGGGCUACCCUCUGAUGGGGUCCCCCCUGCUGAUGACUUCCAUUCUCCUGACCUAUGUGUACUUUGUCCUCUCACUGGGGCCUCGCAUCAUGGCCAAUCGGAAGCCCUUCCAGCUACGUGGCUUCAUGAUUGUCUACAACUUCUCCCUGGUGGCACUCUCUCUAUACAUCGUCUAUGAGUUCCUGAUGUCUGGCUGGCUGAGCACUUAUACCUGGCGUUGUGACCCCGUGGACUACUCCAACAGCCCUGAGGCUCUCAGGAUGGUUCGAGUGGCCUGGCUCUUCCUCUUCUCUAAGUUCAUUGAGCUGAUAGACACGGUGAUCUUUAUCCUCCGGAAGAAAGACGGGCAGGUGACCUUCCUCCAUGUCUUCCAUCACUCAGUGCUCCCCUGGAGCUGGUGGUGGGGGGUAAAGGUGGCCCCAGGAGGGAUGGGCUCUUUCCACGCCAUGAUCAACUCCUCCGUGCAUGUGGUCAUGUACCUGUACUAUGGGUUGUCUGCCCUCGGCCCUGUGGCGCAGCCCUACCUCUGGUGGAAAAAGCAUAUGACGGCCAUUCAGCUGAUCCAGUUUGUCCUGGUCUCGCUGCACAUCUCCCAGUACUACUUCAUGCCCAGCUGCAACUACCAGUACCCAGUCAUCAUCCACCUCAUCUGGAUGUAUGGCACCAUCUUCUUUGUGCUCUUCUCCAAUUUUUGGUAUCAGUCUUACACCAAGGGCAAGCGGCUGCCCCGUGCACUACAGCAAAAUGGAGCUCCAGGUAUCGCCAAGGUCAAGGCCAACUGAGAAACAAGGCCUAGAUAGGCGCCCACCAAAGUGCCUCAGGACUGCACCUUGGGCAGCAUCGUCAGUGUCCUCCCCACCUACACCUGUGACCAGGGCUUCAGGGGUCAGGACUGAGCAGGGGACUGACUCUCCCCUCCCCACGGCUGGUCUACAGGGACCACUGCUUCCGUUCCUCACCCACUUCUCCAGGCCAGCUCCAGGAAUGUGGCCUCAUUGCCCUCUGCCACUCCAGAGCUGGGGGCUGAAAGGGCUGGACACUUACCUCCCCCUCCCUGCCUUAAACUUGGGAGAGGAGCACUCAGGGCUGGCCCUCACCAGGGUCUUGUGGCCUUUUUCCUCACACUGAAGAGGUCAGCAAUAAUCUGUCACUGUGGACCCAGGCUCCCUCGUCCACUCCACACUGAAGCAGGAGCUUCUGGGCCAAAGGUCAGGGUGAAUGGGGGCCUGGGAAUACAGCCUGUGGAGGCUGCUCACUCACUGCGUCAUAAUUAAAAGUGACAGAGGAAACCA